This is a messenger RNA of Gregarina niphandrodes, 342 nucleotides long. RefSeq lists its product as hypothetical. The transcript has a single exon. NCBI's taxonomy places the organism in Eukaryota, Apicomplexa, Conoidasida, Eugregarinorida, Gregarinidae. The record is from RefSeq and is a predicted model, not a curated record. The coding region runs from base 1 to 342 and encodes 113 amino acids.
AUGGGCUCUGUUCCUCCAGCAGUUCCUCUGCUCCUUCAAUACGACUUAAAGUUCAGUUGCAUCCCAGGAGAUAACAACUACGUCGCCGAUGCCCUGUCUAGGCUCCAAGACGACGAGGACCAUGAUCGGGAUCUCGAUGCUACGCACAUCGGUAAUCGACCGUUUGCAGUCCAUUUCGCCGAGGUCAGCCAGAACCUAUUCCAGCUACCGUCACGUAACGAGUUCCUUGUGAAGGACGACGACGUCCCCGUGGAUGAGUUGCAAAACCUCCUCAAAAGAGAAGACGGCCCCUACGAACACCGUAAGACCAAAAAGUUGUACGUCCCGAAUCGACUUAGCUGA